UGCCUUUUUUUGUCCUGUUUGAGCAACACCCUGACAGUCCCACUCCUGCGACCAGAGACAACACAGAGAGAAAGUGGAGCGCCACUUCCAGCCCCAAUCAGUUGACAAGAGGCCGCACACAUAGAAAUAAGUUCAGUAGAGUUGAUUUCUAUUUUUUCGAUAAUUUUUCAUCUGUACAUUUCUUUUGUCUGAGGCCAGCAUCAUGGAAGGGUACCUGGCAGUUUGUCUGUGUGUCACAGCCCUCAUCUCCGCUCCACACACCACCAGUGCCAAGGAGCUUUCCAUCACCACCAUAAAGGGUGACCCAUACACCAUGUCCCGAGGCACUGAAUUGGAGGGUUACUGCAUCGACCUCAUCUCCAAGCUCUCCCAGAAGCUGGGCUUCACAUACAAAGUCAACCUAGUGAAAGACCAACGCUACGGCGCCCUCGAUGCCAGCGGCUCAUGGUCUGGCAUGAUCGGGGAGGUGAUGCGAGGGGAAGCUGACCUUGCCGUGGCUCCACUGACUGUCACGGCGACCAGAGAGCAGGCGGUGGACAUGACCACACCUUUCAUGCAGACGGGGCUGAGCUUCCUCCUGCGUAAGGACAUGGCCCAUGAGGAGCUCAACCUGGGCUUCCUGUCACCCUUCUCCAUGGAGAUGUGGAUUGGGGUUCUUGUCGCCUUCCUGCUCACUGGCAUCUGCGUCUUCCUGGUGGCCAGGAUCAGUCCUAGAGAGUGGGAGCCAGAGUCCGAGGGGCAAAGCUUCACCUUGGUACACAGCUUCUGGUACAUCACUGGGGCCCUCACCCUGCAAGGUGCUGGUCCUCACCCCAAAUCGGUGUCCGGUCGUCUGGUUAGUGCCGUGUGGUGGGUGUUUGCCGUUCUGCUGCUGGUCUUCUACUUUGCCAACUUCAGCCACAUGCAGCAUGCCGAUAACAAGCACGUGUCCAUCAAGAACUUUGAGGACCUCUCUCACCAGGACGUCAUAGAAUACGGAACGGUGGAAGGUGGCUCCUCAAUGUCCUUCUUUAAGAAUUCAAACAACCCAGUGUUCCGGCGUAUCUACCAGCACAUGGAGCGCGGUAAUACCUAUGUGGCCACCAUGGAGGAAGGCAUUACUCGUGCUCAGGAGGGGAACUUCGCCUUUAUCGGCGAGGCGGUGUCUCUGGACCUGGCCGCGGGUCGCUACUGCACGCUGACACGCUCCGAGGAGCUUGUGGCCAUGAGGGCCUACGCCAUCGCAGCACCCGUUGAUUCGCCGCUGGUGAAGAACCUGACGGUGGCCAUCCUGCAGCUCAGUGAGGGCGGGGAGCUCACCUACCUGCAAGACAAGUGGUGGCCCAACAACUGCCGGGAGGGCCAGGAUGCUCACUCUGCCAACGCACUGGGGCUCCAGAACCUGCUGGGCCUCUUCCUCCUGCUGGGGCUGGGCCUGGCCCUGGGCCUCCUCAUAGCCCUGCUUGAGCUCCUAUCCAAGGCCCGGAGCCUGGCCAAGGAUGGGAAGAAGUCGUGCUGCUCAGCGCUGUCCACAGAGUUAGCUCAGCGUUUCAGAGGCGGGGCGGAGAGCGCGGACCAGGAGAUCGCAGAUAAGAGCAAGGCGUAACAGAACGCCAUCAGAGUCCAGAUGCCCGGACGCUCAUAGUGGAGUUUCAAAGUGGAAGGAACUAGGCCGAAUGUAGGACCUCAUUCUGAAUGGAAGCAGCUAUAACUGACAGAGGUUAUUUUUUCCCCAGUGAGAAUAGGUAUUCCAUUCCUAUAGAUUGCUUUUCUUAACCGUUCAAGUAACUGUGAAUGCACCAUUUGAGUGUCAAACGAUGUCAACGUUCAAAUAUUUUGUCACUGUAGGUAACUAUUUAGCAGGGCAAAUUAGCCAUAUCCAAUGCUAUCAAGAAAGUGUGUUAUGCAAUGAAAAAAACCUAUUGUAAGGUGUUACAUUCGCUAGGCUAUAGUGUGACAGCAAGAAUCCAUAGGCAAGAACAACUUCAGCCUACAAAGUAUGAUUAUCGGCAUUUCACAUUAAAUAAAGGAUUGAUGAAAUAAAGAGUUUUGUGAAAGU
Messenger RNA from Gadus chalcogrammus (walleye pollock), 2038 nucleotides. RefSeq lists its product as uncharacterized. The record is from RefSeq and is a predicted model, not a curated record. Gene Ontology annotation, molecular function: AMPA glutamate receptor activity; transmitter-gated monoatomic ion channel activity involved in regulation of postsynaptic membrane potential. Bases 203 to 1585 code for a protein of 460 amino acids. Lineage: Eukaryota; Metazoa; Chordata; Actinopteri; Gadiformes; Gadidae. The transcript has 10 exons. Gene Ontology annotation, biological process: modulation of chemical synaptic transmission; monoatomic ion transport; synaptic transmission, glutamatergic. Gene Ontology annotation, cellular component: postsynaptic membrane; plasma membrane; dendritic spine.